This is a messenger RNA of Microthlaspi erraticum, 912 nucleotides long. Lineage: Eukaryota; Viridiplantae; Streptophyta; Magnoliopsida; Brassicales; Brassicaceae. The record is from the annotation of a GenBank genome assembly.
AUGGAUUUCUCAUGUUUCCAAGAAUACCCUUUUGAUCUCCAUUGCAGAGGAGCAUUUAAUGGGUUUGUAGAAAACAAUGCAAUGGAAAGAAAGAUGCAGAAAGAGAGUGAUGAGUUGACGAAGAAGAAGAGAAAGAAGAGCGGCUCUAGGGCUUGUAGUAAAGGACAUUGGAGAUUUUCUGAGGAUUCUCAGCUCAUGGAGCUUGUUAAAGUUUAUGGUCCUCAGAACUGGAACUGCAUUGCAGAGAAGAUGCAAGGAAGAACAGGAAAGAGUUGCAGAUUGAGGUGGUUUAACCAGUUAGAUCCGAGGAUCAACAAGAAAGCUUUCAGUGUUGAGGAAGAAGAGAGGCUACUUGCAGCUCACAGAGCAUUUGGUAACAAAUGGUCUAUGAUUGCUAAGAUUUUCAAUGGAAGAACAGACAAUGCCUUGAAGAAUCACUGGCAUGUCCUCAUGGCAAGAAAGCUGAGGCAGCAAUCAACUUCUUACAUCAGGAGAUUCAAUGAUUCUGCUCAUGAACUCAACACAGAUCACAAAAUCUUCAAUCUUUCUCCUGGUAUUGUAGAUGAUGAAGAUAUGAAUCUGGAAAAGUACAGCUGGAAAAUGCUAAAAGAAGGAAGAACGAAACUGAAAGCUGAGUAUCUCCAAGAAGAGUAUUGUUCUUCGCGCAUGCCAAUGCAGGGCCCGCACCAUCACUACUCAACCUCCCCUGCAGAUUCCUUGGCACUGACACUGCAUGUCUCCAUCCCAGAACCAUCAUCAUCAUCAUUGUCAUCAUCACCAUCGUCGUCGUCAUUAUCACUGCCAUUAUCAUCUACAGGUAAUAAUACAACGGUGAGCAGAUACUUUGAGACAAUCAAAGCUCCAGCAUUUAUAGAUUUUCUUGGAGUAGGCCACCAAAGCCCCAACAUUUAG